GACAGAUGGGGCUCUUCAUUGGGGCCAGUAUUCUUACUAUACUGGAACUACUUGACUAUAUCUAUGAGGUGGUCAAAUACAAAAUCAAGCAACUCCUGAAACAAAAAAAGAGUCAGAAACAACAGAACCAACGGAACUUGAUCCAAGAGCAGAUCCAGAGAACAAAGAACCUGCGAGAACAGAACCUGAAAGCUCAGCUGGCAGCCGGAACUAUAGCUACAGUCCGAUUUGAAGAAGUCAAAGUCAAGGCAGCUAAUGAAGUAGCUCAACCGCACAGUGCACAUCCAACUUCAAUAUUACCAAAUCAUCACAAUGCACAAGCAGUCGUACAGCAGGAUUUUGCUUGUUAAGGGACAUCUCUUCUUCUCUGUAUUUAUUUUUCAUAUCACUGAACUUGAAAUUGGGAUCCUGAAUGGACCCUGUACACUGAAAUACAAAUUUCAUUUUUUCCACUUAUAAAAGCUACAGCCAAAGCCUAAUCCAGGACCUCGUGUGAAACCGGCUCAAACCAGUCACACCGUCACUGUUCUCAUUGUUCAAGUCAAUACCAGAUUAA
Sinocyclocheilus anshuiensis is the source of this 556-nucleotide messenger RNA. RefSeq names its product acid-sensing ion channel 4-like. The coding region runs from base 6 to 350 and encodes 114 amino acids. NCBI's taxonomy places the organism in Eukaryota, Metazoa, Chordata, Actinopteri, Cypriniformes, Cyprinidae. The record is from RefSeq and is a predicted model, not a curated record. The transcript is spliced from 3 exons.